This is a messenger RNA of Protobothrops mucrosquamatus (brown spotted pit viper), 1713 nucleotides long. RefSeq names its product spermatogenesis associated 6 (gene SPATA6). Bases 55 to 1527 code for a protein of 490 amino acids. The transcript has 13 exons. NCBI's taxonomy places the organism in Eukaryota, Metazoa, Chordata, Lepidosauria, Squamata, Viperidae. Gene Ontology annotation, molecular function: myosin light chain binding. Gene Ontology annotation, biological process: spermatogenesis; motile cilium assembly. The record is from RefSeq and is a predicted model, not a curated record.
UUCCCUCUUCAGUCCGCUCUUCUCAUCUAACGGCUGAGAGACAAGGCGGCCUGUAUGGCGCCUUGCAAGGGUUUCGUUUGCGUUCUGGAGCUGCACAUCCGCACGGUAACAUGUCCAGGUGUUGCACUAAAAUCCAGAGAAGAUGUCUAUGUCAGUGCAUGCAUUUUUGGACAACAUAAGAAAACUUCAUGUGUUCGUGCAAUAUUCCCCCUGAUAUUUGAUGAGAAAUUAAUGUUUGAAAAAGUAUAUUCUGAUGUAGUUGACCCAGGAAAUCUUGUUGAACUUUUUGAAACUGACACAUCAGUGGUUCAGUUAAUUCAAACUGUUCCUCCAGUGGGAGAAAUUCUAGCCAGUUAUGAAGAAAAUACAAGAGAUUUCCUUUUUCCUGCUCCUAAGUUUAUCCAUCAACCACGAAAUUCAGUUCGUGAGGUUUUAAUGAAAAAGGGCUAUGAUUUUACAGGAAUUGCACCAAAAUUGAAGUUUCACACAACUUGUGUUAUUUCAGACAGUCUGUUAAGUUCACCAAAAGUUCAGAAGCAGAAGCAGAAGCAGGAUAAUUUAGAUGGACUGUUUCAUUCAUCUACAGAAGGAAUGCGACAGAUCAAAUCUUCAAAGAAGAACACAGCUUCACCUGAGAGAAAUAGGCCCUGUUUAGCAACAAAGAGUUAUGAGCAACCCACAGUAGCAUCUCUUUCUCGAUCUCCUUCUCCUUAUACAAAGAGACGUAUGUGUGAGCUUCUGCAAAUCAGACAACGCCUGGCUCACUUAGACCUAGGGCCAUUUGAUUUCAGGAAAGAAACAGACAGACCUCCAUUUGUAAUUCGUCGUGUUGAAGAGUUGACUCCCUCACCUCAGGUUCAUACUUGGUGUCGUCCUAAGGAUAAUAACAAGGAAGGAGCAGCCUAUGAUCCUAGUCUGCUUGGCAGUUACAGACCCAAAAAUACUAAAAUUAUUGGAUCGCAUCAUGAGAAAUACUUUGAUUGUUUUCCUGACACCUAUGAUGAGCACUUGAUCACAAAAAUGAGCAGUAGGCAGGUUUAUUCAGAUCGUCUAUUAAUACAUUCAGCACCUGCAUCGUUGCAGAAUUUUUUUUCAACUCCUGUGAUAAAUCGCUCAUCUCUUAGAGAAAGGUUUUAUACAGGUUGGAACACACCAGUAAAUGGGGAUGAGAUUCAUAAACGAGUGAAAAGUAUUUUAAGAACGCACAGUGCAAGGAAAAGGCUAACAUUUGAUGAGACUUCUUUGUCAAAGGAAGAAUUUGCUAAGACAAGAGACUCCACUGGGACAAGAGAUUUCGGAAAAAGAGAUGUUUCACAUACAGAUUCUUUAAACAGUAAUUUUCAGAACAGUUCAUUCAGCCAGCCAGACGUCAUGGUUCAUUUGGAUAAUGGUGAAUAUUGGACCAAUCAAGUUGCAGAGUAUAAAAACAAGCCCCACAGAGCCAUCUUUGAAGACAGCCUGGAAAAAAUCUAUCGAAACAUGUACAGAAAUGCUUCCAGCUCACUUUCAAAGAAUAAAUCAAACUAAAUUCCUAAUAAGUGCUAUAGGUGAAAAUGAACAGUGUACAAGAUCAGUAUUUUUUAAUUACGAAGAUUAUUAUUUGCCUAAUGACUGUAUUCUAUUUUUUAACUGAACUGUUUUUACAUACGUAUGUGGAAUUUUGAGACUGGGAUUUUCAAUACGAAAAUAAAAUCUGGAGGAUUUUUAUUACAA